AUAAAUUUUUUAAUUGAUUUUUGUUUGUUUGCAGAUUAUUUUAAUUAUUUGUCAACUCGUAUUGUGUAAUAAAAUAAAAUAAAAAAAUUUUAAUCAUGAUUUUUGUGUUAUUUUUUCUUAUAUCAUUGAACAUUGUUUAUUCUCAAUUUCAACCUGAUCGUAUCUACCACAAAUGGGAACCUCGCAACAGAGAAUCAAUUAAUUAUGUUCCUCGACAUAUUUUCGAUCCCUUAAUUCAUCAAGUCCGUACGAAGAGAUCUGCAUCAUCAAAAAUUAGGGAUUACACUAAUAGUGGUAUUGAUACUUAUUGGAACUACAUUCAGGAUUCAUCAGAAAAAGGAAGUAAUAAAUAUACUUCAUUAUUAGCGACGAAAAAACAUUCGAAUUUUCAUUGUUAUUCGGUUUAUCGAACUGCAACUGAUGAUUGGUGUCAAGAUAAUUGUCAACUUGGUUAUUGUCCAACAUCGCAUUGUAUUUGUACCACGAGCCAACCUAAAUUUGUAACAUCAAAUAAAGCUGUGAACUCCAAAUAUGUCUAUGAAUAUGAUGAUAACGACGAUAAUGACGAACAACAAAAACAAACUGAUUUCGAAUCCUAUCAAUGGGACAGCAGUAAAAAUCAAUUGAGAUAUCAAUAAAAAUACCCUUCUUACUGAAUAAACAAAAAAA
Molecule: messenger RNA, 669 nt
Organism: Dermatophagoides pteronyssinus (European house dust mite)
Lineage: Eukaryota; Metazoa; Arthropoda; Arachnida; Sarcoptiformes; Pyroglyphidae
Source: RefSeq, a predicted model, not a curated record